This is a messenger RNA of Numida meleagris (helmeted guineafowl), 2494 nucleotides long. It is a transcript of the gene TBCC, whose product is annotated as tubulin folding cofactor C. The transcript has a single exon. Gene Ontology annotation, biological process: post-chaperonin tubulin folding pathway; tubulin complex assembly. Gene Ontology annotation, molecular function: tubulin binding. Lineage: Eukaryota; Metazoa; Chordata; Aves; Galliformes; Numididae. Gene Ontology annotation, cellular component: cytoplasm. The coding region runs from base 16 to 1044 and encodes 342 amino acids. The record is from RefSeq and is a predicted model, not a curated record.
CUCCCGCAGCGCAAGAUGGAGGCGGCGGGCGAGGAGCGGCCGGCGCCGGCCGCUUUCGUGGCGGCCCUGCGGCCCGAGGCCGGCGGUACCGCGGCUGCCGUGCUGCCCGAGCGGCUGCAGCGGCGGGAGGCGGAGCGGCAGCGCGGCGUGGCGCGGCAGCGGGAGCAGAAGGAGGCGCAGGCGGUGCUGGAGGAGCGCAGCGAGUUCUUCGCCGCCGCCUUCGGGCGGGAGCGGGAGGCGGUGGAGGCGCUGCUGGCGGCGGGGCGGCCCGAGGAGGCGGCGGCGCGGCUGCAGGGGCUGCAGAAGCUGCUGACCGAGAGCGUGCGCUUCCUGGCGCCCUACGAGGUGCGGCAGAGCCAGGACGCCGUGGCCCGGCUGCAGGCCGCCCUGGCGGCCCGGCGGCAGCAGCUGCAGCCCAAGAAGAAGUUCGCCUUCCGCGCCCUAAAGAAAGAAGCGGCCCCGGGCGCCCAGCCUCGCCCCGCCGAGCCCGAGGAGCCCGCCGAGCCGCCGGCCCCGGGCUGCGCCGAGGGGGAGCCGGGCGGGCCCCCGCUGUGCGGCUUCAGCGGCGCCGAGGGUCGCGAGCUGGAGCUGGGCCCGGCCGAGCUGCUGCAGCGCGACGUGGUGCUGGCGGAGCUGCGCGGCUGCCGGGUGCGGCUCCGCGGAAACCCCAACACGCUGCGGGUGCGCGAGUGCCGCGGCUGCACCGUGCUGUGCGGGCCCGUCUCCACCUCCGUGCUGGUGGACGGCUGCAGCGAGUGCCAGCUGGUGGUGGCCUGCCAGCAGCUCCGCACGCACCGCACCCGCGGCAGCCGCUUCUACGUGCAGGUGACCAGCAGGGCCGUCAUCGAGGACUGCAGCGAGGUGUCCUUCGCGCCUUACGCGUGGAGCUACCCGGGCAUCGAGGCCGACUUCGAGUCGUCCGGGCUGGAUAGAAACAGCAACAACUGGAACCUGGUGGAUGACUUUGACUGGCUGGCGAGCGACAGGCCCUCGCCCAACUGGAGCCUCAUCCCCGAGCAGGAGCGCGUCAGCUGCUGGGACUGACACCGAGCGAUGGAUCCUGCCGGGAACGUGCUGAUUCACCCCAGCAGGCCAUAAAGUGAUUGCAGGUGGUGCUCCAGGGGGGAGUUACAGCGUACGGCUGGCUGCUCUCCUUGAAAAACGCCACUCGGAUGUAGUUUACUGUUAUUAAAUUUGCUGCUGUAAUCUGUAUGUAUCGCUGUGGGAUUGACCAACUACUGCAGUGCCUCAUUGUUGAGUUUCUUUAAUUAAGAUGGGGCUGGGGGUACCAGUAUGCACGUGGCAGAGAGCCUCGAUUAGAGCUGCUGUGCUGCUGUUGCUCAGCCAGGCGGAAUCCAAGCUCCCUGCUAGUGCAAGCUGUAGUCAGCUGAAAAGAGGGAAUGCCAAACUUGUCUCAUUUCUGUGGUGCUGCAAUUACAGACUGUUGUUAUGGAUAUGGGCAAUGGGGGUAUUCAGUGAAGCAGCAAACAAAAAUUUAAAGAGGGAGUUUGUACAUGGGUACUGUAUGUCAAACAGAGGCGAAUCCUGGGCUGCAACGCAUCUGGGACCCGGGUUCCUCUGUGCGGGUGACAGCUGUUAGUCAGACUUCCAUUUCAAGGAAAAAAAGGUUAAUGAAAAUGUAACGCUCUCCUACUAUAUUAAUGAUUGAAAUGAAGAAAACUCUAGAAGGUAGAUAAAUACUAAGUAGUCACAGUCUGAAAAUAUGCAAGAGGAAGCCGCUUCUGUAAACAGCAUGAACCUGAAUAAGAUCAGACUCAAGCGUACCUCUCAGGGCACAUUGUGUGCUGACAGGCAUCACAAGUUUCAGGGCAGUGGCAUUCAGGUGUGGCCCCAUGGUUGGUUUUUCUGCCUGCAGCCAGGGAGCUUUGCUGUCAUCAUAGCUCUCAUCAUAGCUCACAGCACUGCCCCUGCCUAUCACAUGCAGUGCUGACAGAGGGACUUCAUAAAAUGUGACAACGGAGCACAGUAUUGGGGUUCCAGAAUAGCAUCUUGCAUAAAGGCCCUUGGUGCACAGUGACUUCUCAAAUCCCAUUUAUUCACUCUUGUUCAAUACCAGAAAAAAAUAGCAUUAUGAUGGGAUUUCUUUUUAUAAUGAUCUGUUAAUGGUGCAAUGAGCAGUGUGCAAAACCAGCCCCUUCCUUGGAAAGGAACUCAUUGCCUUGCUUAAACAGCAGCUCAAAAGUUGUAUUUAAGAACUCUGCCAAAUAUUUAUGCUGCCCUAUCAUUGUAUGUGCCUCUGAAAGAAAAAGAAUAACAACUAAUCCAUCAAAACUGCAUCACUGCUAUGAGAAAUAUUUUGAGUUCUUAACUGCUUUGAAACAACAGAGAAACUUAACAUGUUUUUUUUCAGCACUUUAAAAAGGGAAGGAAAAUAAGGGUGGGUUUUUUUUAAAUGUAUUUCCACAACUUCUCACUUUUGUUUACUUCUGUUGAUGUAUACUUUUUUUGAAUGAACUGGAUUUUGCAUUUCAGU